Messenger RNA from Ooceraea biroi (clonal raider ant), 6982 nucleotides. RefSeq lists its product as uncharacterized. The record is from RefSeq and is a predicted model, not a curated record. Lineage: Eukaryota; Metazoa; Arthropoda; Insecta; Hymenoptera; Formicidae.
CGGCAGCGGCGGCUCAGUCUCGUUCGAGCUACCGUUGUGUGUGGGUGUUUUAUGUCGUUUGUUGCGCUCCCAUGACGGUGAGUGCAAGUAGUGUUGCGAAUCGUGAGAGUCAAGUGUGAACCGUAAUAAUAUUGUGAACAAUCGUUUGAAAUUGUGACUCUGUCUGGUGGUAAUAGCGCGACACGCCAAAAUCGAUGGGGGAUGAUGUUCGAUGGAGAGAAAGAUUUAUUGUUUCGCAAGAUCGGGGAACGGCGACGCGAGGUAGUGGCUUGUCGCGUCGUUUGUCGACGUUAAGGUCGGGAAAAAUGGCGUAAAAGCGUCGACGGCCACUUAGUAUGUUAAUGCGAGGCGCGGCUCGUACGUGGCUGCAGGACUAUUAUUGAUGAUCCCGACAGCGGAGAAGCGAAGCCGUAAAACCAAGAGUGGGACCUGUGUGUAAAUAGCCGGUGUAAAGCGAGGCUGUAAUAAUUGUCCCGUGGACCGUCCCGGCGAGCGGCGUGCAGUGAUCAUCUACGAGAAUUCGUUCGGUUCUUAACACGCUUCGAGGUAAGAUUGGACGACCAUUCGUAAACGAGAUUCGGUCGGUUGCAGAAGUCCAGUUUUCACCGUAAAAUGGAGCGCUCGAGUAGACGUGCUCGGAAAUAACGCAGCCGGUUUCGCGGCCAAUCGUGAAAAGGGGUCCUCUAUCCACUUGGGCAUUUUCGACAAGGGGCCGCUCCGUUAGCCGGCACUCGUGUGCAACAUGUUCGGGACGAAAUUGCGCACAUGGAUGGAGGCACACAUCGUGCGAUCGAAAAAGAAGAAGGAUCGAAAGAAGGGCGACAAGGGAUUCGACUCGAACUGUAACUCCCCCAGGAGCCACAGCGCCAAUAGAUCGCCCGCUUUGCACCAGGUACACCCGGUGGACUCACCGACGAAGAACGUCGACGGUAUCCGAUUGCACGGUGGCGGUUACAGCACGACCGUGACUACAUCGUCCGGCACUUCCGGAGGUACCGCCGGAAGCGUGAGCCUCUCGUCGCCGGAGAGCGCGUACUCGACCGGCUACUCGACCGACGGCACCUCGCCGGGUACCAGUUUUCCACCCGAGUACUACAUCAACAUCAGAACAGGCACCCACUAUUUCCAGAGCAGCGGCAGCAGUGGUACUGCCACUACCAUCAACAACAACAACAGCAGCAACAAUAACAGCAAGAGUAGAAUAAAAAGGCCGUCGGGCAACGCCGGGGGCUUGUCUUUGGCCGGCACCCCCGCAUUGGGAAAUGGAAGAAUUCAGGAUAGGGGAAAGUCAUCCGCCAGCACGACAAACAUGACUAGAGACAACGGUCAACCAGAAGUUCGAACCAGCACUCUACACAAGAGCGCAGAAACACCGACGAAUAAUGGUCAGAGGCAACAGCAACAACAGCAGAGACAACAGGAGAACUCUCAUCGUAGGACGGAGUCUUACUCCGCCGAUUCGAGGAAUAGCUUACCUGUACCAUCGUCGAUCCCGCCACCGUUGGUCUCACCAUCGGUACAAUCGCCCCGCGAACGUUCUCGCAUCCGGACAAAUCCAUGGUUGUCAGCAAACUCAUCCGGUUCUAGCAAUGGUUUGAAGUCGCGGCUUGCCCUAGACGAAAGCAGUAGCAGCUCUGGUUUGAAACUUACGGAGUCGUCUGGUAGUGCCAGUGACGUUAAUCUAAAUGGCAGAGAACUUCAAAACAGGAAGGAGUAUCGUCAGGAGAGUCUCAGCGCUGGUCGAAGUCCAAUCAAUCAAAAUUGGAGACUGAUAUCAGGCAUGGACCUACGACCAAAGAUACCGCUGCAGCGACGAGCAAGCAGCAGUAGCUCCUCAGCAUCCUCGAUGACGCGUAGUGUGCGUUCAUCCGAAGAUGAUGUCACAUUGAACGAAAUGAUGGGGAAGUUUGACGAGAGCUACGUGUAUGAAAAAGAGACUGACAUUCUGUCGGACAGCGAUCCGACCGACUGCGAGGACUACAUCGACUCGCUGUCGGAUAUUGAUACUGGUCAGGAUGGUGGCGAUGAGAAUGAUCCGUUCGAAAACGAUGAGCUCGACUACAUCGACAACGGUUCAUUCCUCGAUCUGGACAGUGUCGAGUGCGGCGGUGAUCACUUUCCCAACACCGGUCACUGCACUUACUUCGCCUUUACCAGUGAGUUAAGUCGACGCGGCAGCAGGCUCCGCGAAUCCUUCCUCAAGCGCAGAAACAAGGAUGAGAUUAUUUCUCAGAAGACUACGAACGCAAGGAAGCAGAGUACGCGGCACAAAAAACUAGACGGAGAUCAUAAGCAGAGCGAGAAACGCAAGAAGAGAAUGUCGCAGCGUCGCAAGCCCAACCUGGAUUGCUGCGACGACGAGAUGGCGAAUAUGAAUCGUGUGCUGGUCGAGAGGAUACUCCUAAAGAAUUCAGGAUUCAAUCAAGGCAGCAGGAGUGUAGGUGGUACGCCAAUGUGCCUGCGACGUAAAAAGCACGACGUCAAUAAGAAUCUCUCGCCGAUGAGAUUGAACGGCAACCCGUCGGCUGUCAGACCUACCAUGGUUGACAAUGAAAUCGUGAAGAGACGGUCGAACUCGAUAAGUUAUGUGAACGGCAAUAUAGUACGACGCCACAUAACCGGCAACACGUACAUGACCACGUUCGCGUCGGAAAUCGCACUGAUUGAGGCUGACAAGGAGGCUGAUCGCAAGUAUCGCGAGCUCAUUCUCGAAGCGGAGAAUCUCUUGGUGAGCAUGCAGAAGUAUCAGAAUUCAUCACCGUGCGUGCCGUCGCCGUCGCGCAAACUGCACAACGGCUUGGCAAAUAAGCGCGUCGAACUCAUCAAGAACACGGAAUUGAACAUCGAGCUGGCGUUAUCGAAGAGCCGUAAUUCUCAGCCGGAAUUGCAGAGCGGCAGUAUUAAGGAUUUAGAGCACACCAGUCCCAAACGGCAGUUUACUCAACAACCGUGUUCACCGAUUCAUCGAUUCCUCGAAAGAAACUCGUCGGCUGGAUUCGCGCCAAAGGAGCCUCCUUCCAUUUAUCGGCAACCCGAGAUGUCCAAGUGCUCGGACUCGCCGGUCAUGCCACGCAGGACAACGCCUCAUGGUUCGCCCAGCAGGAGCUUAAUACAUCAUCAAGUGCAUCGGGCACGCAAUGGUGACCUCGACACUAAGGAGUGUAGCGGAAUGCUUCAGCUUGCUAUGAAUUGCAAUGGAGAUUUAAGAUCAGAUCCGGUGGACAACCCUUUUGGAGAUAAAGCCCAGUCAAACGUGACACAGUCGCAGAGCUCUCUCGCCGCAGGAAGAAAGGAAUUUUCUUGCGAAACGAGAGACAACCUGCCGACGAAGGAAGAGGGAGUAACGUCCAGCUCAUCGGAUUCCGAUGAGAAGUGCGACGUGAGACGGAGAGCUCCGUUGAUGACUUUUAGGUCAGUCGAUAUGGGUCCUAUUAAGGAAGCCUCUUCCUACUGUCCACAAAGCGAGCCAGUGAAAAGAAAAGUAUAUGCCGGAAGCGCGACAUACGGUAGGAUACAGAAAACAUUGGGCGAACAUAUAAUGUUGAGAAAUUCUGAUGGCGAUACGGCAGCUGAUGAUACAGAUGACUCGAGGAGAUCCCUAAAAGAGAAAGUGGUACAACUGCGACAGGAGCGGUUGGCGGCUGAGGCGGCGAACGCGAAUAAUGCCCAGGAUUCACAGUUCUUCCAACAGCAGCUGUCUCAGUUACGACGGCAGAUGCUGAUGCAGACGAUAGAAGGUCUGAAACGCAGUCUCGAGGAUCAAUCGGCCACCCUAAAGCAGACCUGUUUGGAGUCGAUGAAUCUGUUGUCCGACGAGUUACCCUGAAGUUACUCUCUCUCCGGUCUGCUGUGUCGCCCGACUGACGAAUUUACGACCCGUUUCUUGCAAGGAGAACUGGAUAGGAUCGAAGUCGCGUGUCCUGUCUUUGGCGAAUCCGCGAUUGGUCGAACCGUCGCGCGCUGCGAGUAUUGAUCAGGCGCGAUUUCUCCAUGCGCACCCAAUACCGAAUGACAAUGCUGUGACCCUCUCGAUGAGGUCGGCUAAAUGCGGCCACGCAUAUCAAAUCUCUAUUUUUCUGUCUGUCUACAUGGUGUAAGAAAGAAAGGGAGAGCGAGAAAGAGAAUCGAAAUUGAGAGUGUCGCGUAUCCUCGCUGGGCAUUGUUCCACUCUAUUGCUUCAUGUAAUAAUACUUUUUAUUUCGAAUUUUUAUUUCGUUAAUUAAUUUGUAAUCUCGCGAAUAGGCCAAACUCCUCGGUUGCUGUUAGAUUAGUUUUCUGCUAGCUUAACUCGCUUCUCGUUCGACUUUUAUCAUUGCUCUGAAAUCUCUGUUCCGAGUGGUAGCAGACGGGAGACUUACGCUGAAUCGCUGAACAUCUUAGAUUUAUUCCAGAACGCUAACGUGGUAUUAUUCAUAAUCAACAUUGUCAAGAGUAAUUAUAUAUAUAGUAUCAAUUAAUAUUAUUACUACUAUAUUAGAUAUAUUAUCACGUAAUAAACAUUUUUCAAAUGAAUACAACAAAGCAUAUAAUAAUAUCGACUAUUAGCAUCUUAUUACAAAAUUGGCGAUAGCAACCAAAAAAAAUAAUAAAAAAAUAAAAAUAGUGUGCACUAGUUUAAAAUUGCAGUAAGCUCUCUAACAACCCGUUAGUGUUUUUGGAAUGAGUUUUCGAUAACUUGACAUCUAAUUCACGGGCCUUUUCACGGGUAUCUGUUUUUGAUAUGCUUUAGAAAAACGUAAUAAAAAAAGCGUAGUCAAUCGUGGAUGAGUAAUAUACCAGUAUCAAAAAGUAUAGAUAUUUAGCCAUUUAAUGAAUUUAGAGAAUCAUGAAUUUAGCCAAUUACACUAGCAAAUAGACGAUUCGAAACGUAUAUAAUCGAUUUAGGCAUUAGAAAAUUACUGAAUGAUAUCUGCCCAAUGAAUACGGCCCAGUUGUGGAAUCGAGACGAUCGGGAAGGGAUAACGCCGACUAUUACGUCGGCCAUGUUACGUCGACUGUUUGAACCUCAUCGAGACAAAUAAUAAAUUCCUUCUUAAGGGCUUUUUAAGCAAGAUAUAUAUGUCUAAUCGCCUCCAUGACAACUACUCUAAUUUUAUAUAUGUAUAUUUCGUACAGAUAAAAAUUGAGAUUUAAACGGUUAAAUAGACGGCAAACUAGACGUACAUGACGUGAAUUGUUACGAAAUGAAAAUGAAAGCUUAUACGUUUCAAAUCAAAAUGCUAGGAUUUUCCCUUUCCGAUGCUCUCGGCUUCUGCAACUUGAUCUUUCGCAAAGUGUGACAUGUUGCAUUAUACAUCAAAUUGCAGCAUUAUAUACACAUCUUUCCAUUUUAAACUGAAUUGGAAUUGGACGGUAAUUAUUAAAGUAAACUGUGAAGUUUUUCCAUCUUUCAUACGUGUCCCAGUGAAAAAGCCAUGCUUUCCUACUUCACGAUCAUGUGCGCGAUGUCUGAAAAGCUUAUGAACGUCACUUCUUAUGCUUAUGAUCGUCGAUACUCUGGACGACUGGUCUCUGAAAUAUUGAUACCGACAUCUCGAUCGAAUCAUUUUACGCACAGAGAACGAAGGUUGCUCAUAAUUGUAUCUCAUCGCGAGGGGAUCCCGUAACGUAACUAGUUAGCUUACACAUAUUAUUUGUAAUGUUCCUAUUUCAAUGCGAUAUUCCCUGAAAGUGAGAUCUUUCCCGUUGAAUGAUCAUCUCUGUUUCUGGAUAGAGUAAGCGUCUCUUUCCCAGAUUAGUAUACCAAAGAUGAUAGCUUAGGCUAAACAGUAGAUUAGAGCCGUUUAACCGAUCAAAAGCAUCAGCGAUUGCAUUGCAUAUUCGUAAUAUUAAAGAAUCAUGUUUAAAACACGUUUAUAGAGUUUCGAUUUGUUAGUAGAAUAAUUAUUCGAGUUACAUCAAGCGGAUUACAAAUUUUCCAUGUGAGCCAGAGUCAAGUACAUUCCAAUGUCCAGUAGUAACACAUUUACGUGUCUAUUAUGGCCUUUCCCGAUAUAAUCUUGAUAUUUUUUAAGUGAUCAAAUGGGUACAGCCAAUCCUUAUUUCAAAUGCCUUAUUUAAAAUUUAAAUAACUGUAAAGUGGUUUUCUCGCAAUUGUUAAUUGACUCUGGUUACAUCAUCGAUACGAUACUUUCGGUCAUAGUGAUAUUUCUUGGUUGGAAAAUAGACUGAUAGCGUUAUCGAUUGUUAGAUUAAAAAUUUUUAGUGAUUAUUUACAUGUGAUUUAUAUAUUAAAGAAUCUCGGAGAACGGGGGAUUGUAAUACGCACACGAUGUAUUUAUUUGUGUUAGACAUUAGGAAGCAUAGUAACUGAAAGCAUUAGAUAAAUACAGCUGCAGUAGUAGUAGUGCAUUAGGCAAUCGUCGAGUAAACGAAAAGUCACAUUGCGUUUCCCUUCGUUUUCUUCCAGUCGCGUUUGUGAUUAAUUUUCUUAUGUGUUCACGAGGACGCGUUCCCUUUCGAGGAGCGCGAUUUCUGUUCAUGACUCAUCGUGGAGAGAAAUUGCGCGAGUUACUUCGAUCACAAUCGAAAGUCUCACGCGGUACACUAACUGUCGUUAAGUGAGAAAGUUGUUCGAAGAGUUUUAUACGUGGAAAAAAAAGAGAAAUACUGUGUACAUAACAUAAUUUUUAAUCUGUUUUAAUUUUGUAAGCGUAAAACAAAUUAAUAUAUCAUUGUCAUACGUUCGACGCGAUCACACACACACACACACACACCGACAUUCCAAUACGGUUUACGUUGAUAAGGCAGUUGCCUGAAUUGAUUUGUAAAUUGACACAGUCUCGACAGAUCUUACGUUGUUUAACGCGAAGCAACAUUAAUCACUCGACUUUUUAUAUAGAAUAUAUUUCGGCAACUGCGAAUGUGAUUGAAGAAAAAGUGGAAUUAUUGUUGCAAGCAACAUCUCUUGUGCAUUAAACCAUUUAUGGAGUAAAAUGGUUUUUUUUUUAUAUGAUUAUGAAUAAAUUAUAUUAUGUCGUUG